AUGGCUGACAACAACCCAGACCCAGACCCUGAAUCUCCUCAACAAAAUGCUGCUGAACAGCCGGAAGAGGCCAAGUAUCAUUGUUGGAAACCACCAGCACUCAGAAAAGACCACGAAACACAAUUCUGCAAAGAAAACCUUGUAGAAGUAUUGGAACCGAGACUUCUAGGUGUCAUGGAUGCGAGAUGGUCAUCUAGUUUUCAGGAGGUUGUCGGAAAAAACAACGAGCGCUUCCCCAUACUCGACGACAAUGGAACCGCGUCUUCAGAGACACUGGCUAUCGACCCGAGACUUCAAGAAGCAACUCCUCCACAAAAGGUCUUCGACUUUUUGUCUGAACCUCCGAAGCGCCCUGAAAUUCCCGAACCACGGCUCGCCAACCGCUGGAUCAGUGAACGGAGACUCCCUCCACUACAGCCACAACAGAUAUGCUGGGAGGCAGAAGACAGAACGGGCCGGGGACCCCGUUUGUUCUAUUACACUCCUGCCCCCAAGGAGCAAGAACACAACGGAGUCGCUUAUCCUCAGAAUGGCCAAGAGCCACCAAACCGAUCGCAGUACCCGCACAAUCCCUACCCCUCGCCUCCAAAGCAACAUGAUUUCUAUUCCGGAAACCCUGGACCCCAUGCGAGAGUCUAG
Molecule: messenger RNA, 639 nt
Organism: Fusarium coffeatum
Lineage: Eukaryota; Fungi; Ascomycota; Sordariomycetes; Hypocreales; Nectriaceae
Exons: 1
Coding region: 1-639 (212 amino acids)
Source: RefSeq, a predicted model, not a curated record